AUGAAGAAGACGCUACUUCUCGUGUUUAUCCAUGGCUUCAAGGGGGACGACGAUACAUUCAGGCAGUUCCCGGGACGCUUUUGUGCACUGCUUAGUCGCUCCCUUCCUGCCGUACAAGUCGCUACUGCGGUGUACCCGAAGUAUGAGACCCGAGGUGAGCUAAAAGAAUGCGUGAGUAUCUUUCGGGAAUGGCUCCAGAACAAAGUCAUCGACUUGGAGGUUGCGAACCGAACAGCUUCCCCGACGGUUGACCCCUCCGUGCAUGUCUUUCUGGUCGGCCAUUCGAUGGGCGGAAUCGUCGCCGCUGAGACCCUUCUUCUACUAGCCUCGGAACAACCAAUUCCUGUAACCUCUUCUGCAGGAGCUCCAACUAAUCCCCUAGCGGAUUCCGGCACUGCGGUGGGGGCAGAUUCCUUCAUGUUUCCUCACAUUCAGGGUGUCAUCGCAUUCGAUACCCCUUUCCUGGGCAUUGCUCCCGGAGUGGUUUCGUAUGGUGCAGAAGGGCAUUACCGAAAUGUCACCUCGGCAUACACUGCACUGUCAGAAGUCGCUGGCUUGUUCGGGCUGGGGGGCAACGGCUCCCCGAACAAAGCCGCGUCUACUGAGCAGAAAAGCGACCCCAACAAAAGUCUACCACCCUCAGCUCCUAGCUCAUCUUCGAGUACAGAUGCUGCUGCGACACCAUCCUGGCAACGGUGGGGCCGAUAUGCCAUGUUUGCGGGAGCUGCAGGAGCCGUGGCUGCGGGCGGGGCGGCUGCCAUGUAUUCACAGCGUGAGCGACUGACGGACGGGCUGGGCUGGGUGUCAUCCCAUCUGGCAUUCGUUGGCUGCCUAGCCCGUUCUUCGGAAUUGCGGCGGCGCCUUGCACUGCUAUCCGACGUACAGAAGGAGCGAGGGAUUGGCUGCACCAAUUUCUAUACAUGCUUGGGCAAAAAUGCAAGCGCUCUAGUAGAGAACAGAAACGCCGGGACUUCAUCGUUCAGCCAGAAGAUCAUACGCUCGAAAAACCGCACUUUCUGCUCGCUUCCCGCGGAAGUGGAGAGCUCGGGGUUCUCCCAACAAGACAUCCGAUGGGCCAGAGCCGUGAAUGAUAAAGCUGCAGAUGAAAUCAAAGCACAUAUUAGCAUGUUCCUGCCGAAUGAGAACCCGGCCUUUGAUUUACUCGUUGCUGAUGCAUGCAAGGUGCUAGUGGAGUCGGUUGACAAGGGAUGGUACGCCACGGCCACAGGGCCAAUUGAGGAGGUUGACGGAGACAUACCGCGGGCCGACACUGACCGUACCAAGGUUCAGGCCGAUAGUAGAUUCAUGGACGGGGACGACGUCGUGGUUGUGGAUUGA
Messenger RNA from Aspergillus sclerotioniger CBS 115572, 1338 nucleotides. RefSeq lists its product as uncharacterized. Bases 1 to 1338 code for a protein of 445 amino acids. NCBI's taxonomy places the organism in Eukaryota, Fungi, Ascomycota, Eurotiomycetes, Eurotiales, Aspergillaceae. The record is from RefSeq and is a predicted model, not a curated record. The transcript is spliced from 3 exons.